AUGGCCUCGUCGUACGUGCUGCCCGUAGAGGUCACGCCCAGCCAGCCCAUUUCUGCGCUAGCCUUCCAAUCGCUCAAAGAUGCCGGCGCGGACGGCAAUCAGCUUCUGGUAUCAAGCUGGGACAAGGUGUGUGUAUGCGAUACAUCUCUGCAGCUUCUGAAUCGCAAAGCUGACGCCUCGCGGCGAUCUCGCAGACAGUGCGCCUUCUGAAGCUAGCGCCCGCUUCUGCCGCUUUCUCCAAUGAGGCGGCCGCCCAAGCUGCUGUGGUGCACGCUUAUCAGCAUGAAGCUGCCGUGCUAGAUGUAUGUUGGAUCAGUGAGAAGCUUGCUGCCAGCGCUGCGCUAGACAGGAGAGUUAGGCUGUAAGUCUCUUGCAACGCCGUCCGUGGUAGUGAUGAACACUGCUCAGAUUCCCUUGCCGCAUGUCUCUCAGACUGGACACUCACACUGGGCAGAGCAACAUCAUCGGCAAGCAUACAAAUGCCGUCAACACCAUCAGAUACUGCCCAGAUACGAGUGAGUGAGAGCGGGAUAGCAUCAUGUCGAACAUUGCUGACACGCGCUGCGCUGCCGCGGUCCUGCUGCAUUUCAGAGCUCUUGAUAACCACAUCAUGGGAUCAGACGCUGCAACUGUGGUCUGUGGAAGAGGGACCAAGCAGUGCUCCUCGAUCACUGCAUACUAUUGAGCUUCCUGCAAAGCCUCUAGCGGUGGAUAUCUCCACAGCGCCUCCGUCAGAAGCGUCUACAUCAUCAGAUUUCGUGCCACGACUAGUCGUUGCCAUGACCACUCGCAGGGUGCAUGUGUACGAAACCAGGAAGCUCAGAGCAGCUUGCGAUAGGCAUGCCACAAAGGAAGACGAAGCUUGGAAGCCUGCACAAGUCCGAGACAGCAGUCUCAAGUUCAUGACUCGAGAUCUGAAAUGCAUGCCGGAUGGCACAGGUGAGCUCGGGCUUCAAGUCAAUUGCAUGACAUGCACUCGUCAAGCUGACCCAAUGCCCGGCUCUCUACUUGGUCAGGCUUCGCGGCGUCGUCGAUUGAGGGUCGUGUCGCUGUAGAGUUCUUCGAGGAUGACGGAUCGAAGAAGUACGCGUUCAAGUGCCAUCGACAGGUGGUAGACGGCGUCGACACAGUCUACCCUGUCAAUGCGAUGUGCUUUCACCCCACGUGAGUGUCUUGCUGCGUGUUCUGCGCGGGAAACACAUUUCAUUGGUACGUGUGUUCACAUGAUGGCUAAUCUGCGGCACAUUCGUCGAUCUACCAGACACGGCACUUUUGCCUCCUUGGGAGGAGACGCCUUUGCAGCCGUUUGGGACGCAGCUGCACGAAAGCGGCGGAUGCUGUACCAACGCUUUCCAUCUCCACUCAGCGCGGGCGCCGUCUCGGGAGAUGGUCUUCUCUUCGCAGUCGCGAGCGGGACAGAGAACAUCGAAGAUGCGCAGCAUGGCGGAGAGGUUGGAGGAAUCGGCAAGGGGGGCGAAGGAAAUGUCCGGAUACAUAUCCAUUCGGCUGUGGAGGACUUCAAGGUAAGAGAGUCGCAUUUCGAUCCCUGUUGAUCAAGCCACUCUGACGCCAACUGAUGCCCAUUGACAACCCCACACAAUCUGUCCAAAGCCGAAAGUCAAGGUGGCGGCGUGA
Messenger RNA from Ceraceosorus bombacis, 1635 nucleotides. Lineage: Eukaryota; Fungi; Basidiomycota; Exobasidiomycetes; Ceraceosorales; Ceraceosoraceae. The record is from the annotation of a GenBank genome assembly.